AUGGGCGAAGGAGAUGCUGGCGCCCCAAAGUCGCGCGGUCACUUGGACGGCAAGGAUGCGUUUGCCAAGCGAGAGGCUGCCUCAGAGGGCCUGUGGGUGAAGCAGCACGAGCAAGAAAAACUUGAAGCCGCUCGGCUAAGGCUUAAGCAACAGAACAAAUCCACCGAGGAGGUGGACAAGAAGAUUGAGAAUCUGAAGAACGGUGGAGAGAAAUAG
Messenger RNA from Penicillium chermesinum, 216 nucleotides. RefSeq lists its product as uncharacterized. Gene Ontology annotation, cellular component: mitochondrion. Gene Ontology annotation, molecular function: ATPase inhibitor activity. Bases 1 to 216 code for a protein of 71 amino acids. Gene Ontology annotation, biological process: negative regulation of ATP-dependent activity. The transcript is spliced from 4 exons. NCBI's taxonomy places the organism in Eukaryota, Fungi, Ascomycota, Eurotiomycetes, Eurotiales, Aspergillaceae. The record is from RefSeq and is a predicted model, not a curated record.